AUGAGUUCAACCGGGACAUACGGCCACGGAAUCAAUCCGCAGAAUUCAAACGGAACAAUCUGCUGGUCCGAGAUCUUCGCCCGCCAUGAGGCUGUCCUUUCUUCUCACAUGGAAAUGCUCAGUCUGGUAAAGGGUCAGAUUGCGCCGGAGGUAGCUGCGUCUCAGACGGUAUCUUCGAUGAUGAAGAAAACAGUCCAGGCGAUGAAUCAAUUGAAAAUUGCCAGAAAACAAAUGAUGAACAAGCCUCCAAAUGCAACCUCAGCUUCCAUUCCCUCCAAAACCCCACCAACCACCGACACAGAGGCGAACACGCGCAAGAAGAGACGGCGAGUGUCCCAAGAAAAGGCACCAGUCCACCCUGAGUCCGAAGCCGCAGAAGAAUCGAGCUCCUCAAAACGAUCUUGUGAUAACUCCUCCCAGUCAUCAGGCGAGCCAGACGGUGGCUUCACAUCGACGUCACUGGAGACAGAGGAUAUCUCCGCAGAAGUGCAGCGACGAUUGAAAAUCAGGGAAGAGAUGCGCCAAAGGAGAACGACACCCUGGCAGGAGAAGCGCAAGCGCGAUAGUAUGGCAUCAAAUGAUGACACAUCGCCCACUGAAGCUACGGCUCGACCUCACAAGAAGAGGGCCAAGAUGAGUGUCAAGGUCAAGAAUGAGUGGAAGAGGGGCAGUGACCAGGGGGAUGAGGUUGAUACUGUGAGCAAGAAACGGCGCAGGACACCUUAA
This is a messenger RNA of Penicillium soppii, 726 nucleotides long. RefSeq lists its product as uncharacterized. The record is from RefSeq and is a predicted model, not a curated record. NCBI's taxonomy places the organism in Eukaryota, Fungi, Ascomycota, Eurotiomycetes, Eurotiales, Aspergillaceae. The transcript is spliced from 4 exons. Bases 1 to 726 code for a protein of 241 amino acids.